This is a messenger RNA of Camellia sinensis, 1844 nucleotides long. Its product is annotated as HXXXD-type acyl-transferase family protein. The record is from RefSeq and is a predicted model, not a curated record. Lineage: Eukaryota; Viridiplantae; Streptophyta; Magnoliopsida; Ericales; Theaceae.
GUAUGGUAUAGUGCAGUACAGCAAUAGGCACUGCCAUGCUUUGCCUGUAAUUUUCUGUGGUAAUUAAUUAGCCAAUCUUAUUACCAAAAUCUGACCUAGCUAGGCAACUAGAAUGGAUGAUUUAUCGGUGAUAAGGUCAAGUAGAAGCCUAGUUAGGCCAGCAACGAGGGAUACACCAACAGGAAUGCUUGAGCUGUCGGUGAUCGAUAGAUUGCCGGUACUAAGAUGCUAUACUCGAACGCUGCAUGUGUAUAGAGAUGGGCCAAGAGCAAGAGCAGCACAAGUCAUAAAAGAAGCCCUGGGAAAGGCAUUGGUUCCCUACUACCCUCUUGCUGGACGACUCCAUCAAGGCCAAGGUCAAGGUGAUCAUCAUCAUCAUCAGCUUCAGAUUGCAUGCUGUGGAGAAGGCGUUUGGUUCGUGGAAGCAUCUGCUAAUUGUACCCUUGAUGCUCUCAAUUACUUUGACAGCGUUUCGUCCCACCACCAUAUCCCAUAUGAUAAGCUGCUUCCUGAUCCUCCUCCUCCUCAAACUCAUACUCAAACUGCUCAAGGUGACUGUGUAGUUGAACCCCUCGUACUCAUGCAGGUGACUCAAUUUGAAUGUGAUGGAUUCGUUAUUGGCCACCACAGCAUCUGUGAUGGACUGGGAGCUGCACAAUUCUUGCAAGCGGUAGGUGAGCUUGCUAGAGGUUUAGAACAUCUCAGCGUUGCACCUGUGUGGCAGAGGGAUUUUCUUCCGCCACGGCCACGGCCAUCAUCACCGUCACCAUCACCUCCACAAGAAAAACAAGAACAGCUGCAGCGUGAAUUGUUGCCGCCAAUCAAAUACCAGCUCGAGCAUGCCAACAUUGACAUUUCUUUGGAUCAGAUCAAUGAGUUGAAGCAGAAAUUUCAUGAGUCAACGGGCCAAACUUGCUCUGCCUUUGAAAUUGUAGCUGCUAUCAUGUGGAAAAAUCGGACAAUGGUGGCAAUAAACUUGGAGAAGGAGGAGGAGAAUGACAAAGAAGAUGAUGAUGAUGAUGAUGAUGAAAAAAACACAAAAGAAGAACAAGUGGUGAAGCUCGUGUUCUUUGCAAAUUGCCGUCAGCUCCUGCAGCCUCCAUUGCCGGAAGGAUUCUACGGCAAUUGUUUCUUUCCAGUGGCAGUCACUGCCUCAAGGGAUACCCUCUCGCGGGCAUCAAAUGCACAUGUGGUCAAGAUGAUCCAAGAAGCCAAGGCUAAUCUGCCUAAUGCAUUUCGGAAUUGGACAAACAAAAACAAGGAUGGUGGUAGUGGUGAUGAAAAUGAUGGUGAGGGCGACCCAUUCACACCGCCCCUGGCCUACAACACGUUGUUCAUAUCAGAGUGGGGCCGCCUGGGUUUUAACCAGGUGGACUAUGGGUGGGGCCCUCCAGUCCACGUUGUUCCAGUACAAGGAUCCACCAUCAUACCCGUUGGGAUCAUGGGCUCACUUCCUUCCCCGAACAAAGGCAUCCGUCUCAUGACAUGGUGCGUUCAGAACCCCCAUCUCCACCCCUUUCUUCAUCAAAUGUCUCUCUCUCUCUCUCCCUCAAAUAAAUUAAUACAUUAAAUUGAAGCGCACUGCUAUAUACAUAUACAUAUAUAUCACCAAAAUAUUUCACAAUAUUUUACUCUCUUUUUUAUGUAAAAUAAAUCCAGUUAUAAACAGCAUUUCCCUAAAUUGAGUUGUAAGAAUCCGCCAGUACACUUGUGUAAAGGAAUAAGCAGCAGAGGUUGUGCUGCUCCAAACCAAACCUAUUCUAGUAUACAGCAAUGAUUUAGAGCUCUAAAUAAGAAGUUCUAAAUCCACCACCAGUGAGGUGGAAAUUAAAAAAAAAAAAAAA